CCCGGACGUCUAAUUGCCAUAAAAAAGGCGCGCAAGUUGGCCGGCGUGCACGUUUUGUACCAGCGAGUAUCGGCGGUCCUGUGCCGCAUCGAGGAGGUUGAGAAGGGCGGGAGGGAGCAUCGCUGCCUCGCUCAUCAUCAUCAUCAUCACCAUCAUCAUCAUCAUCAUCACACGGACUAUAUCCAGCUUUGUCAACCCAGCCGGAGACAACAUUUUGGAAUACAACAAGGCGGGCUUGUGGUCACACCUGGCCCGCCAGCACCGCGAGGGACCCGUGCAGCCUGCAUCCCUGCAUCCCAGACCGGAGAGGCCGCGUGACAUCGGCAGAGGCGGCGGCAUCUCAACGACUUAAAAACGGAAAAUAAAAAGUCUCCGGAGAUUUCUGCGGCUGAUAGUGGCAACACACUUCCUCGCAACACCUCGUGUAUCACAGUUAAUGGACGACGUGUCGACAGAAGCUGGAGAAGAUACAGCUGGCACACUUUAAAGAAUCGUUAGGGGGAGAAGAGCGCUGAUGGCACUGAAAAAAAGGGUCGAGGUCACAGGAGUCCACAUCACUGCAGCAAUUUGAGGCUUGAAGAGAUCAGAUCAAGAAAAAAUCCAAGGUCACCACAAUGGCAUCUUAUCGUUUUGCUAAUUUGCGGGCCCGACUCCGAUUGCUUUUCCUUUUCUUGGCACUGUGUGUUGGCUCUCAGGAGUUCACUGCAGCCACAAUACAAGGCUACAUUGGAGAAAUAGACACAAUAUGUCCAUCUGUAUGUAGAUGUGAUGAAGACUUUAUCUACUGUAAUGAUCGUGGCCUGAGCGCUAUCCCCUCACUGCCUGCUUCCGCAUCCGUCCUCUAUCUUCAAAACAACCAGAUAAACAACCCGGGCCUUCCCACUUCCUUGGAGCGCCAGCUUACCGUACGCGUCAUCUACCUUUAUGAUAAUGAACUCGAUGAAUUCCCAGUGCACUUGCCACCAUCGGUCCGCGAGUUACAUUUACAAGACAACAACAUCCGCACUAUUCCACGUAGCGCUCUUGCGAGAAUGCCGCUACUAGAAAAGCUCCACUUGGACGACAAUUCUAUUUCCACUGUCAGCAUUGAGGAUCAGGCUUUUGCAGACAAUCCUCGGUUGCGCCUACUUUUCCUUUCCCGCAACCACCUGUCCAGUAUCCCCUCAGGAUUGCCUGCCUCUCUGGAAGAACUCCGUCUAGAUGACAACCGAAUCUCCACUAUCCCUACACAUGCCUUCCGUGGCCUCUCCUCACUUCGAUGUCUUGUCCUGGACGGGAAUCUGUUGGCAAACCAACGCAUUGCUGAUGACACAUUCUCACGUCUCUCCAACUUGACAGAGUUGUCUUUAGUUCGUAACGCCCUUCAGACGCCUCCUGUCAACCUUCCCAGUGCCCACCUCCAGCGUUUGUCUCUGCAAGAGAACGCUCUGAUUCACAUGCCCCGAGGUUCUUUGGAUGGCAUGCACAGACUUCAGAGGCUGGACCUUUCUGGAAAUAACCUGACCACCCUGCCACGAGGAUUGUUCAAAGACCUGGAUAAUUUAGGUCAGCUCCUGGUACGAGGUAAUCCUUGGCACUGUGGCUGUAAUCUGCGCUGGUUGUAUGAUUGGUUACAGACCCGUGGUAACUCAAUCACUGUUAGAGGUCUCACCUGCCGUGGGCCAGACAGGGUAAGAGACAUGGCCUUGAAAGACCUCACAAGUGAGAUGGAGGAAUGUGAGUUGGUGAAGACAGCUGGGACUAAAGACAGAGCAGGUGUUGGAGGAUCGGAUAGUUCUACCACUAACACACCUCCCCAAGGAUCACUCUUCACUCUGCGCUCUAAGCGACCUGGUCUUGGACUGCCUGACUCCGGCUUGGACUACACUCUUAGCAGCAGUGGUGUGGGGAAGAGUCUGGCUCUAAAUGUUAAGCCUCUCUCACACAGCAGUGUUCGUGUCACCUGGAGUGUUGCAAAACCAACCUCUUCCUUCAGGCUCAGUUGGCUCCGACUGGGUACAGGUAACACCAUGGGCUCAAUCACAGAGACCCUGGUACGGGGUGAUCGUCGAGAAUAUCUGCUUACCUCUUUGCAACCACGUUCUAGCUACAUCAUCUGUAUGGUGCCCAUGCCUGCCAGCUCAGAGAGCAAAGGGGGGAUUUCAGGAGAAUCUGACGCUGACGAAGCUCUUGUGUGUGCAAAAGCUGAAACUUCUGAUCCCAGCCCAUUAGAGGAAGAGGAAGCUGGUGAUUCGCGGCAUGUGACAGUGCUGCCCUUGGCAGGGAUUAUUGGUGGCGCCACUGCAAUUGUAUCAUUAGCACUUAUAUUUGCCAUCAUCUGUUGGUAUGGACAUAAGAGUGGGCACUUGUGUUCCCGAGACCAUUACACUCGCAACACCUCCCGCAAAAGCAAGAAUCAUGAUGACUACAUAGAGUCAGGCACAAAGAAAGACAAUACCAUCCUAGAGAUCCGUGGACCGGGCUUUCAGAUGACACCAAUGGCUGCUUGCCAGCCGAUGCAACCUAAACCACUACAAGAGGAUUACAUUAUUCACACCAUAUUCCCAUCUAAUGGCACUGGCAUGUACAAAGGUGCCAACCAUAUUUCAAAUGCAAGGCAAAGCACCAACAGAGGUUAUAGAGAAGGGGGGAUCCCAGAUAUAGACUACUGUUACACAUGAUGUACUGUACCAGAUCUUCAUCACAGAAUCAUUGGUAAACUGUAUAGAUGCACAAUUUCCCUUCGCAUGGACAUUUCUGAAGCACCCUUCUGUGCCUUCGACUUCUGGUCUCCCAUUCCAUAAUUCCUGUGAUUUUCUGCACUGAAAGUACAGUAUGUGAUUAUCUGGACCUAAAACUGUGGGGGGACUGAAAAAAAUUCACGUCAGGAAAAAGUAGACACCUAUGUGUGUCAAAACACAGCGGACCGUUUAUUUACCACCUUAGUAAUGGCCUAUGUGUGUUUUACUCUCUGCUCCCUCUCUAACAUGUAAGCAAAGAAUGUAUACUCUGUGGAAAGAAGCAAGUGGAGUUCUUUUUUCUCAAAAAAGGAUAAUGACAUUUUGGUGAAGACAUUUUAGGUUCUCCCUCUCAUUAGUUACAGUAGGAAAUCUGUUUCAGAUGCCUCAAUUUUAUCGUUGUGCCCUACCAGCUAUCCGAGGAAAGGGCUUGUAAAGCUGUGAAUUGUUCAAAUUCAAAAAACAAAAGAACCACUUGUCUUAAAGUAAGCUUAUUACCUUAUUCCGUUUUUUUUUUGGCAGAUUGAAGAUCUUUUUGUGGCUGCUCAGCAUUGGUCAUACCUCAGAUUUUUCACCAUUUUUGUGUUGCACUGAUGGGAUGUAACACUAGUGUAUAGAAAAUUAAAAUUGGCACCAACUGGUUUGCUGUUGUUAUCUGUGAUUAGAUCUCACUUCAUCCUGCAAAGCCCUUUUUUUGUAUUUAAUUAGUGUUCUUUGUAUAUGUUUUAUUUGUCUGUGCUAAAAAUUGUUCACUUCCAUAUUUACCAUUAUUGAUGACAAACGACUUUAUAUUGAUCAGUGAAUGGUGUUUUCCGUAUAGAAAUCCAGGUAUUUAUAUACUACACAUGUUCUUUAAAAACAAACUCUACCCUAAGUUUAUGUGUUCUUGACUCAUUGAAACUCAAGGCAUCAAUUAUUUAUGUGUGGUGCAACUCAAGGCAUUAAUUAGUUCUGUGUUUCCAUUACUUUUUGACAAAAUGAGCAAAAUACUAAUUUGGAGCCUACUGUACGAGACAGAAUGAGGUACAAGGCCCGCAGUGUCGGUAAGUCCAGUAGUGACGGACUGCUGAGGUCGUUAAAUAUAGGUUGACACUGAUUCGAUGAGGGGAGGUUUAUUGGUGUUUGUUUUUGCGAUGGUAAAAGACCUCCACUCCUCCAACUUCCAACAUUUUAUUACCUAGCGGCACUGAAAAUGUAUUAGCACUUAGCAGAGAAGAGGAGUAAAUCUAAUGAGAGGCACAACAGAGGGUAAAGUUACAUCUCCGUGCACUGACAAACAUGCAGAAUUGAUAGCAUUGUCACCGUGCAUUGAUGUGUUUGUUAUUCACAACUUUACCCCUUGGGCUUAAUGUGGUUUGCUGUCGUGUUGCUUCCAAAGAGGAAACCAAUUGUGCUUCCUUGACGGUUUUGUCUGCCAAAAGUUUUAGUCAUCUCCGACAACAUGUCAGUAUUAUUGCACCCAGAAAAUCCCUCGCGGGCUAAUUCUGUUUAAUUGGUAUUGUGAUAUCACUAUCUUGCAGAUAUAAUACAAAUUCUAUAUACACAUGCAUACUAAUCAAUGAUCGAUUUAGUGUUGUGCAGAAUUUAUGUUGCUUGAAUCUGUGUUAGCCCUGCAAUGUGAUAGGAACUUGUCCAGGGUGUACACUGCCUUCCGUCCAAGUGGAGCUGUGAUUGGCUGCAGCACCCCAGAGACCCCGAAAGGGACAAGUUUUAGAAACAUGGAUGGCUGGAUGGAUGAAUCCCAACUGAGGCAUCACUCUGCUGCAACCAGCAGGGGUGCUGUUAAUUCAGUGUCAACUACAGUAGAAUUGCGGUCUAAAAUCAUCUACACAACUCCUAAAGGCAGCAUUAUUUUGCUCGAAAGCUUUAGAACAUUAAUUCUACUAUCCCCUUAAAAAUAUUACAAAAUCACAUUUUUUAACCUUUCCUAUAGUUUAAACCAACACUUUUAGUUGAAUGCCCAUCUUUAUAGUACAAUCUCAUUUGAAUCAAACAGAUUAAUAUUUACCUGUGAAAUAAUAGAAGGUAAAAGGUGCCAUACAUUUUUGUGUACAAUGUCUAUGUGAAAUUCAGAUUUGUGUGACAUUUGCUCGAUAACUCAAUCACCAGA
Molecule: messenger RNA, 4827 nt
Organism: Nerophis ophidion (straightnose pipefish)
Lineage: Eukaryota; Metazoa; Chordata; Actinopteri; Syngnathiformes; Syngnathidae
Gene: flrt1a
Product: fibronectin leucine rich transmembrane protein 1a
Exons: 3
Coding region: 615-2660 (681 amino acids)
Molecular function (GO): protein binding
Source: RefSeq, a predicted model, not a curated record